Anoplophora glabripennis (Asian longhorned beetle) is the source of this 1287-nucleotide messenger RNA. RefSeq names its product uveal autoantigen with coiled-coil domains and ankyrin repeats-like. NCBI's taxonomy places the organism in Eukaryota, Metazoa, Arthropoda, Insecta, Coleoptera, Cerambycidae. The record is from RefSeq and is a predicted model, not a curated record. The transcript is spliced from 6 exons. Bases 37 to 1227 code for a protein of 396 amino acids.
UACAAGCAUUCACCGAGCAGAAAGCAGGUUUUAAGUAUGUGGCUGAAUGAAAUCGUGUCUCAGAACAUGUUCAUUGAAAGAGUGAACAAGCAAAGUUUAGAACUUGAGGCUGCUCGGAACCGAAACAGCGAAUUACUGAAAAAAUCCCAACGCCUAGAGCAGGAGCAGAACAAUUUAACCGACCUAUUCACAUCCAACCAGCUAGAUGUGAUUACGAAGAAGAAUAAUCUAAACGCGUUAUUAGCGAACCUAAAGGAACAGAAAAGGUUAAAUCUGAUGGCAACGCAACGUUUAGAAAUAUGCAGGGAACAAAUCAACCACAUACAAGAGAACAUCGAGCAAACGAAUGGCGGAAUGUUCGAUUCCGUGACGGAACUGAAACCGAUAAAAGAAAAAUUGUCAUUCAAAUGGGACGUUGUGGAGUGUCUACAGCAAAAACUCGUCGAAACCAGGCUUCAAAACGCUGAAAAAGAAGCGAUUAUAAUAGAACUGAGGCUGUGCGAACACGAUUUAAAAAACGAAGUUGAGCUACUUAAGGAGGACGAAAAAGAAACGCUACCCAUCAACAAGUUGCAGGAGCAAUUCCUGGCAGCUAGGUUACGAGACGCGGACGUAGUUUUAGAAUUCGAUAAACUUAAGAGAAGCCUCGCUGCUAUUAAACAUGAGUUGGAAGAAAAGAGAACGGAGACAGAAUUAGAAAUGAAGAGAGAAAACCAGGAUCCGUUUCAUAUUCAUUUCAACUUACGGGACAAGUACCACGAACAAAUUAAAUUCGAAGAAAAUGAAUCGAUUGCCAGGACGGUUGAAUUUCAAGACGAGAUAGACUAUUUGAAGAUGCAGAUAAAAAAGUUAGAACACAUUAAACAGGACAUCAUUGCACGGGUUCAUUUCAAUGAAGAGGUAAAGGUUCACUUGCACGAAGUGAAAACGAGUAUUUUCGUUAGAUUACAGAAGACCAGCGUAGAACUGGAGAAAAUUAUUGAGAAAAACAGAAAACUUGAAGAGAAAAUGACUAGCGACUUAUCUGACAUCCAACAUAAUAUAGACGAUAAGGACACUUUGAUUUCACAACUGGCGCAAGAUAUCAAGGAACUACAGUUACGUAACGACAAAUCUGCCAAGUAUAAUGAUGAGUCGAUGGCCAGCAUAACUGAUAUUACUAUAAAUAAAUUACAAGAGGAAAUUGAAUUCCUCGAAGAAAAAAUUAGAACGCUAACAAUUCCAUAAAAAAUUAUUUACAUUAAUCUUCUAUCAUUUAUUAAUAUUGCACAAGAGAUAAUAAAAUCA